AUGUCCUCCUACGCCCACCUCCUCCCCCCCAGCUGGAAACCCCAAGUCACCGCCUGGCUCGCCGAAGACACGCCCUCCUUCGACUACGCAGGCUUCGUCGUCGGCGAACACCCGCGCACCGCCACCCUCUGGGGGAAAUCCGCAGGCAUCAUCGCCGGGCGCCCCUUCUUCGACGAGUCCUCCGAUGGCAAGAUUAAAGUUGCGACCGUCACGGGCCCUGCGAGAGGGUUAUUGCUCGGAGAGAGAGUUGCGUUGAAUACACUUGCUAGAUGUUCUGGCGUUGCGACGCAGAGCGAGAGAGUCGUGUCCAAGUUGCGCAAGGCUGGGUAUAAAGGCGUCUUGGCCGGCACACGUAAAACUACGCCUGGAUUCAGGCUGGUGGAAAAAUACGGGAUGCUCGUGGGCGGCGCGGACGGGCACCGCAUGGACCUGAGCUCCAUGGUGAUGCUCAAGGACAACCACGUGUGGAGCCGCGGCAGCAUCGCCGAGGCCGUGGCGGCGGCCAAGGCGGUCGCCGGGUUCAGCGUCAAGAUCGAGGUCGAGGUACAAAGCGAGGAGGAAGCCGACGAGGCGAUUGCCGCGGGAGCGGACGUGGUGAUGCUGGACAACUUCACUGGCGACGGCGUCAAGGUUGCGGCGCGGAGCUUGAAGGAGCGGUGGGCUGGCAAGAAGCAGUUUUUGCUCGAGGUAUCUGGAGGACUGCGGGAGGAUAAUGUCGAGCCAUAUGUGUGCCACGAUGUGGACAUUAUCUCGACGAGCUCGAUCCAUCAGGGAGUUCCGCAUGUCGACUUUUCCCUCAAGAUCAACCACUAA
This is a messenger RNA of Trichoderma breve, 813 nucleotides long. RefSeq lists its product as uncharacterized. The transcript is spliced from 3 exons. Gene Ontology annotation, biological process: NAD+ biosynthetic process; quinolinate catabolic process. Gene Ontology annotation, molecular function: nicotinate-nucleotide diphosphorylase (carboxylating) activity. The coding region runs from base 1 to 813 and encodes 270 amino acids. Gene Ontology annotation, cellular component: cytoplasm. The record is from RefSeq and is a predicted model, not a curated record. NCBI's taxonomy places the organism in Eukaryota, Fungi, Ascomycota, Sordariomycetes, Hypocreales, Hypocreaceae.